UCCUGUGGUAACUACCCAAGUGGCAGUCUGACGCUCCUACUGAGCUUCCUUCAGCACUGGUGGAGCGCCAGCCACGCCAGCCACACCAGCCACGCCAGCCACACCAGCCACGCCAGCCACACCAGCCACGCCAGCCACGCCAGCCACGCCAGCCACGCCAGCCACGCCAGCCACGCCAGCCACACCAGCCACGCCAGCCACACCAGCCACGCCAGCCACGCCAGCCAAGCCAGCCACACCAGCCACGCCAGACGCAGCACCUGCGCCACCACCUCCACCCGCGCCACCACCGGGUUCUGGCUCUCGACUGGGCUGCUCUUCUCACCUUGCUCAUCUCUCCAGCACACUCCUACACAUCCUGCAACUCACAGGAGAGAGAGCAGCUUAUGUCUUCGUAAGACGUCUUGGAAGCUGACAGCGAAUAGUCAAUAACUUCUUGAAAGUGAUUAUUGAACAUUGCAUCAGAAGAACACCAGGAGCGCGCACACCCAUCAGGAAGUUUGCAUGUAAGAAUGGAUGCCAACAUCGCAGUUUGUGCAGGAAAUGAAACGCGGCUUCUAGUCUACUUCCUGUUGAUUGUGUGCUUGGCGGGAACGUCUGCCGCCACCAACGUCUUGCCAGUGUCUGAUUUCCACAAUGCCAGAGAGCCAUCAGUCUUCGGUACACCAGGUUCCAAAUCUCUUGAGCGACUCAUCAGGGCUGAGCUCCUGAAGCCUCGAGUGCUCGAGGAGGAACAAUCCAGGAGUCACAUACCUUCCGAUGAUUCCUCGAGCCAAAUGUCCAUGAGCAGUAUUCCACUUGAUAGUUCCGCAAGCACACCAUACCCAGAAUACUCCCCUUCUCAGGAUACCACAGAUACCAUGAUCGGUGAAGAUGACGUGUUAGACCAUGACAUACCAGAGGAACCCACUGGAGACACUCAUAACGAAAGUGAGAUUUCUCAGGAUUCUGCUAACGGAAGUCCCACAACGAUUCACAAACCAGAAAGUACGAUUCCUACGCUUAGUGCUUCUCUCGACAAGCUUGACGAAACAAUACACAAUCACCGACAAGAACCUCCCUACAGAAUAUUCUCAAUUCCAUCAAAGCCCACAACUGAAAUAUCUCAAGUUAACCAGAUGGUCGGAAAUGGUCAUAUUCCCCUCCCCAUGGUGCCCAUGCACCACUUUCCACCCCAAGAACCUGGAACCUCGACGAAUCACUUCCUGCCUCAGAUCCCAAACAAUCGGGUACCGCCAGGCCACUUCACUAACGAGGGAUCCUCUAAAUGGAAUCCCCAUGAGAGCCACUUUUCCCAAGAGCCGCAUAACGCAAUCCCAUCAAACCACUUUUCAUCCCAAGAGCACAUGGGAGCGAUGCCUCCAGCUCAUUCAGUCCCACAGACACGCUUAGACACCAUGCCUCCGAGCCACAACACGUUCCAGAGCCCCUGGAACAUGUUGCCUGGAAGUCACCAUUUCAGCAAGGAAGUCCGCAACGAUGGUGACGACUGCAACCUCACGAAGAAGCUCUUCAACUGGGGCAACUUCAUCACUGCGGCUGUUGACGAACUAUCAGCGCGCAUGAUACAAAAUGAGGAGUAUGUGUUGCUGGACCACUACUGUAUGUAUUUCACCCGCCCCUACUUAUCUCGCUGGAAGAUAAGGAUCCUGGCUGAUGUUUGGUGCCCAGGCUGGACCACCAUCACUGGCUCUGCAUUCAGCAAAAAGGCCGCCAACAGCAUCAAGCUCGCGACGCUGGACUUCGUGAAGAAGGUGGUGGCUGCUGGUCUGGCCGCAGAGGAAGACGCCCGGUUCUGGUACAACAACAAUCCCAAAUUUAAGGUUUAAUGAGGCACGUUUUUGUGUAUCACUCUACGUUCAUCCACCUAAAUUGGUUGGUACAGAACAGCCUCGAUUCUUGCAGUCAGCGUUCGAUGCUCGAUGGUACAUGUGGUUGGGCACAGUUCCUUCACCCUGUCCGUGUCCCAGCACUUACGUUUUGCGAAUCCCAGUUGUUAGUCUGUCUUAUAUCCCAGCUCUAAGUCCUCAUUUCCCAGGCCUUAGUCAGUCUCAUAUCCAUACCAAGUGCUAUGUCCUAAUAAUUACCCUAACCUUAUUUACGGUAUAUUCUAAAAUUAUAUAUAAACUCUAUAUAAACUUUAUGCCUGAAAAGAUUCUUGAAAACUAAAUAUUAAAUUGCCUCAUUUGACCACGGAAAGUUUAACAUGAUAUUGUUACUUAUAAAUACAAUAUAUUAUGAAAA
Messenger RNA from Procambarus clarkii (red swamp crayfish), 2244 nucleotides. RefSeq lists its product as uncharacterized. The record is from RefSeq and is a predicted model, not a curated record. Lineage: Eukaryota; Metazoa; Arthropoda; Malacostraca; Decapoda; Cambaridae.